Molecule: messenger RNA, 2837 nt
Organism: Alnus glutinosa
Lineage: Eukaryota; Viridiplantae; Streptophyta; Magnoliopsida; Fagales; Betulaceae
Product: DEAD-box ATP-dependent RNA helicase 31-like
Exons: 10
Coding region: 143-2683 (846 amino acids)
Cellular component (GO): chloroplast
Molecular function (GO): RNA helicase activity; ATP binding; nucleic acid binding
Source: RefSeq, a predicted model, not a curated record
CGUUCGCUCUUUUUCGUUAAAAAGUGUUAAACCCUCUUUCUUCUCAAUCCCUUCUGAAACCCCUUUAAAACCCUAGCAUAGCCCCCAUUCCACAUUUCCUUCCGGCACUCGCAACCGGAAACCCUAAAAUCCAGGUUCUACUAUGCCCAUUAAGCUCCUCCCGCAUAUCCGCCUCCUCAACCCUUCUCUCCCGUUCACCCGUUUCCCUGUCAUGUACCUCGGACCCUCGGCCCAAUCCUCUCGAGCCGUACCCGUUCUCUCUCGGGUCUUCCCGUUCAGGCUCAGGUACUCGGCGUCUGGGUCUCGUAGUUUACGCAAGGAACAACUUGGCAUAGUACGGAGAUUCUCGACCCGUCCGAUGAGGACCGGGUCGGACGCCGAGUUCGGGUCGAGACGGGAGGCUAGGGCUCCCAAGAGCUUGGUCGAGGAUGAGGCGGACCUCAGUGACUGGGUCGGCGCGUUGAGGACCGAUUCGUUCCGCGGCAAACUCACCAGCGACGACGAAGCCUCGGAGGCGAAUAGAGUUCGGAGUAGAACGGGGGGGAGAGGUGGGGAAAAGGGUAGGGACUCGUUUCCGAUGAAGAGGAGGAGGGAGGGCGACUCGGGUGAGUUUCGUGACUCGACUCGGAACCACAAGGACUCGUUUUCAAAGAAUUCACCAACUGUUAGGCGGUUUGACAAUGAGGAGGAAGGUCUUUCUCGUAGGAGGAAUAAUGGGUCUCGAGGUGGGUAUGUGAAUGCGAAUGUGAACUCUUGGACGGGAAAGAGAGGUGGGAGAGGUAUGGGUUCACCAGCUGUUAGGCGAUUUGACGUUGAGGAGGAAGGUUUUUCUCGCACAGGGAAUAAUGGGUCUCGAGGUGGGAAUGUGAAUGCGAUGGGUAAGAGAGGUGGGAGAGAUAUGGGUUCGCCAGCUGUUAGGCGUUUUGGCGAUGAGGAAGAGGGUGUUUCUCGUACAAGGAAUAAUGGGUCUCGAGGUGGAAAGAGAGGUGGGAGAGAUAUGGGUUCAGGGUAUGCGCGAAAUGGAGUACAAGGCGUGAACGAUUCAAGGAAGCAACCGCGCUGGAUGGAUGGUGAUGAUGAUGUUGAUGAGCUGAGGGGUGGCAUUGGGGAUUUGCUUACUGAGGAAGAUAGUGAUGCUGAAGAUGACGAUGAUGAUGGUGAAUUGUUGAAGGAGAGUGCGAGCUCUUUGUUUGGAUCGGAUAAGGGAGCGAGCGAGAGCACGAGGGUGGCACCUAGGAGUUCACCUGCACAGUCUGACUCGUAUCUAAGUGAGACUCGAUUCGAUCAAUGUUCAAUAUCUCCAUUGUCAUUAAAAGGAAUCAAGGACGCUGGAUUUGAGAAAAUGACUGUAGUACAGGAGGCAACUCUACCAGUAAUACUGAAAGGUAAGGAUGUUCUGGCCAAGGCCAGAACAGGCACUGGAAAAACUGUAGCAUUUCUGCUUCCAUCGAUUGAAGUUGUAGUGAAGUCGCCCCCUAUCGAUCGAGAUCAAAAGCGAUCCCCGAUUCUUGUGCUUGUAAUAUGCCCAACUCGAGAGCUUGCAAGCCAAGCUGCUGCAGAAGGUAGCACUCUGUUGAAGUAUCAUCCUUCAAUUGGUGUUCAAGUUGUAAUAGGAGGUACAAGACUUACGCUAGAACAGAAACGCAUGCAAGCAAACCCUUGCCAGAUUCUUGUUGCUACACCUGGAAGGCUCAGAGAUCAUAUUGAGAACACCCCUGGUUUUGCAACUAGGCUGAUGGGCGUGAAAGUCCUUGUACUCGAUGAAGCUGAUCAUUUACUAGACAUGGGAUUUCGUAAAGAAAUUGAGAAGAUAAUUGCUGCUGUCCCAAAACAACGACAGACACUUUUGUUUUCUGCCACUGUUCCAGAAGAGGUUCGUCAAAUCAGUCACAUUGCUUUGAAAAGAGAUCAUGAAUUUAUCAAUACAGUUCAAGAGGGCACCGAGGAGACGCAUUCACAGGUCAGGCAAAUGCAUUUAGUUGCUCCAUUAGACAAGCAUUUCUCACUACUGUAUGUUCUCCUAAAAGAGCAUAUUGCAGAUGAUGUGGACUAUAAGGUUCUUGUAUUCUGCACAACUGCCAUGGUCACACGACUGGUUGCUGACCUUCUUGGGGAGCUGAACUUGAAUGUUAGAGAGAUCCAUUCUAGAAAGCCACAGAGUUACAGAACCAGGGUAUCUGAUGAAUUCAGGAAGUCAAAGGGUCUUAUCCUUGUGACUUCUGAUGUAUCUGCACGCGGAGUAGAUUAUCCAGACGUUACCCUUGUCAUACAGGUGGGCUUGCCAGCUGAUAGAGAGCAGUAUAUACAUCGACUUGGUAGAACAGGGCGUAAGGGUAAAGAGGGGCAAGGCAUACUGUUACUAGCACCUUGGGAGGAAUUCUUUUUAUCUACUACCAAGGACUUGCCAAUAACGAAGGCUCCACCACCUUCAGUCGAUCCAGACACAAAGAAACAGGUUGAACGAGCAUUAUCCCAAGUGGAGAUGAAGAACAAAGAAGCAGCAUACCAGGCCUGGCUUGGUUAUUACAAUUCCAAUAAGAAAAUUGGCCGGGACAAGCACAAGCUUGUGGAGCUUGCUAAUGAAUUCAGCCGAAGCAUGGGGCUUGACAACCCUCCUGCUAUCCCCAAGCUUGUCCUUGGCAAGAUGGGCCUAAAGAAUAUCCCUGGUUUGCGGUCCAAAUAGAUCAAGAGCUCAGGAGUUUCUUUUUUAAUCUUUUUUUCCUGAGCAGUUGUUUAUCCAAAUAGGAGUUGAUGUUUUUGAGGGAGUAUUCUUGUGGACAAGUUGUGUAAUCAAACAAGUUUCCUAUGAAAUUCAUUCUUUGUCAUUUCUUUUGCUA